AUAAUUUUUUUUAGACAUGCGUAAGGUUGAGAAAAAGGUUUUACGGGUUGCGGAUGUUUAUGGUGUUGCUUGAGUGAAAUAGUGAACAAAAUAACUUUCAUAAAAAUACAUAUUCAUUUAACCAAUUAGAUUGCUAAAUAAUUGUAAUUAUUUCAUCAUCACUUUUUAAUUGAGAAAUUCAAUUGAUUUGGUUUUAAUGAGGUUUAUUUUUGGAAUAACUAGAGAGUAUAUUAGUCAGUGUAAUAACUAUUGCUAGUAAAAAAAAAUCAAUUACUUCAUAUCCGGUUUUACUCAAUAUAAAUUCAGGUGUUAAUAAUAUGUCUGAAGAGCAUCAAUUACCAUCAGAUUCUGAUGAAGAUGAUGAAGAUUACGUUCCUGAGGGAGCUGAGCAAGUAGGAUCAGAAGCGGAAUCUGAAGGAGAAAUAGAAGAUGAGAGUGGACCUGAGGAUGAAAAUGACGAGAAUGAACAGAAUUCGAAAAAACAAAAGAAGAGAGGUAGAAAAGGAAAAAAGAAUAAAGCUCAUAAGCGUAAAAAGAUUGAAUCUAAAGAUAUUGAAAGUGAAGAUGAAGAGGAGAAAAAUGAAACUAAAGUUAUAAGUGAAGAAGAAGAAAAAGUACGUGCAGAUUCUCUUUGGGCAGAUUUUAUGAAAGAUACUGGAACUGUCUCAAAACCAAAACCGCAGAAAUCAUCAAAUAGCUCGCAAGUAAAUAAUCCAGUUGUAAGGCCUAAAGUUGAAGAGAAAGUUAAAAUCACAAAAAUAUUUGAAUUUGCUGGUGAAGAAGUUAAAGUUGAGCAACAUGUUCCCGCAGAUUCUGCAGAAGCUAGACUGGUAUUAUCUUCAACAGAAAAAUCAUUGAAUCAACCAGAAUUAAAAAGUGAUUCAAGAAAAGAUGUUAAAAAAACUCGUGGAGGUGGUCUUGGUGGAAUAUCUUCAGUUUUAGGACAAAUUGGGAAGAAGGCAAAGAUCAGUACUCUAGAAAAAUCAAAGCUUGAUUGGGAUAACUUUAAAAAGGAAGAAAAUCUCGAUGAAGAAAUAACAAAUUUCAAUCGUGGCAAAGAUGGUUAUUUAGAACGUCAGGACUUUCUUCAACGUGCAGACGUUCGUCAAUUUGAGAUUGAAAAACAACUGAGAACAAUAGGAAGACGAAGCACACGAUGAACCGUUUUUAAUAAUGUUUUAGAUUUUGCAUAACAGAUGUUCAGUGUCGCUGAAUAUGGAACGAAAAUGAUAAUAACUGCCUUUUAAGUUAUAGGAUCAAGUAUUAAUCAUUCCAAGAGAUCAAAAGGACGUAAUAAACUUUUUAAUUAAAAAUAUAAUCUUAAUAAUUUGCCAUUUAAAUAACUUAAGAUUUUUCAACUGUUGUACCAACAAAUACAAAUGCAUUACCAAUUUCAAUUGACUCAAGGCCAAUUAAUAAACAAUCCAGAAUGGCCCAUAGA
Messenger RNA from Cotesia glomerata, 1441 nucleotides. It is a transcript of the gene Yeti, whose product is annotated as craniofacial development protein 1. The transcript has 3 exons. NCBI's taxonomy places the organism in Eukaryota, Metazoa, Arthropoda, Insecta, Hymenoptera, Braconidae. The coding region runs from base 318 to 1160 and encodes 280 amino acids. The record is from RefSeq and is a predicted model, not a curated record.